GCCUCUUCCCCUUCCAAUUUUUGGAAACAGACUUCAGUAUCAUGGGCAUCCGGCAACAUGGGCACAAAAGCUUCAAGAAAGAUAUGGAGAUAUCGAUUUAGUUUCUAAAAUUUUUAGUCCUUCAACCAAUAAUAAUUUCUUGGUGCGCAUCACAGCUCGUGAAGGUCUUGAUGAGAUUGGUGUUACAACUAGAGGUCUUACGUUUAAUCGUAGUGUAGAUUCUUGGAUGUAUAAUCGAAAAUUUUUUAAUCAAGCCAUCAGCGCACCAAAGUUUUUGAAGCAAUCUGUAGAGAAAACUCGAGAAUUAUUUGCUGAAAUGGAAGGCUACUGGUCCGAUCUCGGACAUGAUAUGACUCUGGAUUUUUCUGAAUGGAUGAACCAGUUUAUAAUGGAUAUUUCUUUUGUUAUGAUUACGAAUAAACGAGCAUAUUCUUUUGUUAAUUAUUAUAAUAGAAUUUCCAAAGGAAAUAGUGUUAAAUAUCCUGAUAGUGUUUUGAUUGAAUCAGAAAAUUUUAUUAAAAAUAUUCAUUCUUGGCUAUCAGCCUUGGUAUUCUUUAUGGAUACCCCAAAAUUUUUACGUAAUCAUGUAACAAGCGUGAAAAAACAAGACAACUGGCUAAAGGCUGAAGUUAAUAGGCUAAAUCAAAGUUUUCUUGAUAUUAUCAGGGAUCGCAGACAGGAAAUAAGUAGGAUCCCAACGGAUGUGCCAUUAAAACCAGAUUUUUUGACAAUGUUAUUAACUAUAAACACUCCUCGAGAUAUUACUACAAAUAUUGCAGAUGAUCGCCAUACAAGUCCCAUGACCGACGAAGAUGUUUGUGGAAAUUUAAUAGAAGCAAUCGUGGCUGGUGUUGACACA
Racocetra fulgida is the source of this 859-nucleotide messenger RNA. NCBI's taxonomy places the organism in Eukaryota, Fungi, Glomeromycota, Glomeromycetes, Diversisporales, Gigasporaceae. The record is from the annotation of a GenBank genome assembly.